UUUUUGUGUUUUUAGUAGUUGUUUUCAGCCUUUUUUGUGCUUGUCUAGGUAUGAUAUUCUUUAUCUACGUUUCAUCACAAUCUACUGGUAUUGCUGCUUUAUGAGUUCAGAUGAAGUAUAGACAGUGUACCUCCCUCUCUAUCCCUUUACUGUCUUCAUUUAAAAUAAAAUUAUCUUAAAUACUUUCUCUACAUGUUUAGAACCACAUCAGACAGUGGCAUAAGUUUGGCCUCAACCAUCAGCCCUAAGUUAGAAGACCCAGGAGGAGAAGGGAAGUCUGCUUUAUUAACCUGUCUAUUUUAUUCCAUGUUCCUCCUCCCUAAUGUCUAAGAUCCCUUCUGAUGUCACUUCCAUUCUCUGUAGAGAAUUUUCUGUAGCCAUUCCUGUAAGUGACAGACUCUUUCCAUUCCCUGCAACUGAGAAUGCCUCCAUUUCCCCUUCAUUCCUAAAGGGCGUCAUCCCCGGACACGGGGCUCUGGAAAAGUGUGCACCCGUGUUCCCCUGCACCCCGGCUCCUGAUGAGAAACCCUCUGCCUUCAAGUGGUUUCUCCCUCCUUUUACUCUGGCUGCUUUCAAGAUUUUUUCUUUGUCUUUAAUUUUGAGCAGUGUAAUUAUGCCAUGUUUUGGCGUGGUUUUCUUUGGGUUUUUCCUGGGGGUUCACCCUGCUUCUUCGAUCUGUGGGUUGAAGUCUCUGGCCAUAUUUUAGGCAUUUCAGCCAUUAUUUUCCAGGUCCCUUUUUUCAUCUUCCCUCUCCCUCCUCCCCUUCUGGGAUUCUUGUGCACAAACAUGAAGGCUUUUGUUUUACGUUCCAUGUCCCCAAGGCUUUCUUCAUUUCUCUCUGUUGUUCACAUUGGUUCAUCUCUAUUGUUCUGUCUUCAGGGUCCUUGGUCCUCUGACCCCUGCCUCUGCCCUCUACCCCACCUGCCCGCUUUAAUUCGGGUGAUUACAUUUUGCAGUUUCAGACUUUCCCAUUUGGUCCUUUCUGCAUCUUCGGUUUUUGUAGACACUCAGUUGCCCACUGAGGGCUUACUGAAGUGUCUGAGGGCGGCUGCUGGAGAGCCCCAAGUGGGUAGUUCCAGUGUCCGUGCUGCUGGGAGCUGGGUCUGUAGGUUAUCUUUCCCCAUUCAGUCUGAGCGAUUCCUGGUUCUUGCUGUGAGGGAUUCUUUUAUGGAAACCGGGAUGUUUGGGUAUUAUCAGACUUGGAAUCAGACCCCGAUGUCUAUUACAGCAGGGCCUGUCUCAACACUGCCAUGGGAGGGAGGGGCCCCAGUGCCCACGGACUCCGCUGAUGCUGGGAUGGGGAAGUGGGCUGGUGCAUCCCCUUCUUGGGGAGCAAAGUCUGGGCUCCCUGUUGGGCCUUCCCUGAAACCCUGGGAUGGAGCUGGACGCUGGCGUGCCUCGCAGCCUGCAGGGGUGUGGCGGGCUGCAGCGUGUACUGCGUGUUUGGGCAGAAUAGAGCGGUCAUUGUCUGAAUUCUCGGCCCUGCUCGGCGGCCCCUUUCCUGACCCUUUAGAGAGAGUGGCUUUCCCUGGGGCUCUUUUUGGCUGUAUCUGGAAGAGUUCUCAGGUUGCUUGUUCUUUGCCCCAAGUUUGGGGUCUGGGAGCCCAGAAGGAGAUCUGGGGGCCUUGUUGGCUGCUCAGCCUUCUUCUGCACCGCGUUUGUUUUACCUCUGGUGUCUGGGCUUUGUAGUUGCAGUUCGUGGGGCACAGUUAGGAAUACGUCUGCUCCACCUUCCCGGAAGCAGGUGUCCAAAAGUCAGUUUCUUCUGUGACUGAAGAACGUAGCCGCAGGACAGCCCGGGACUGGUCAGUGCAGACUGACAGGGCGAGGAGCCGCGCGCGUGCUGGGUGGGUCCUGCCAUGCUGAGGCUCUCUCGAUCAGCGCAUUCCCAACAGAGUAUGCAUGCCUGUUCUCAUCAUCUGGGAGAAAUGCCCCCCCACGUGAUCCUGGCUGUCCUCCGUUAAUACCACCAGCCAGCCGGUGAGUACCAGGAGCCUCAGCAGACCUGUGUGGUGGCCUGUCCUCAUUCUGGAUAGAACAGCAGGAAAGGGGUGUGUGCCUUUCCCCAAGCCACUGCUGCUGACACUGCCCCCACGUGAAAAAGCUAGCCAGGUUGUGUUUGUUUCAAGAAAGCCAAAAGGGUUUGGGAAAUAGAAUUUGCUUUUAAGACUUAAAAAAUGUGUGCUAAAGCGUUAAAUGCAUUAGGGCUAUGGUCCCCAUGGCAGCUUGGAUGGGAACACCUGGACUUUCCUGGUUCCCCCAUGACCGGUGACCUUGACAGGGUGUCGGCCCUGGAGUGGGGCCUGCAGUUACAAGAUCUCCUGGGUUCUGCCUGCCACAGCCCGAGGCUGGCUCCCGGCCCUCUGUGCCGUCGCCAUUUAGGCCAAAACCGGGACAGAGUGUGACCUUGGCAGCUGGGUGUCCUGGGCUGCGGCCUGCUGGCGUCCGGUAUUUUUGGUGUGACCCCCACCGGCAUGAGCUCUCAGGGUUGGCGGGAGCCCAGUCUGCUCUGUCGCCUGGCAUUCCUCCAAGCCUCUUCCCCAUGACAGUCACUGUGACAGGAAACAAAACCAUCGUGCCCAAGAAGGAGCCCUUCGCCCGUGUGUGGGUCAGUUCGAGAUCUGCUGUUGGAGGAGGCGCCUGCGUAGCGGGCACUGCGGGAAAUGCUGGUGGCUAGUCCGUGGAUGUGUGUUAGCGGGGGCCGGGGGGCCCGCUGAGUACCCCGUGCAAGACGGGUGGUUCGGAGAGGGGACGGCCAUCUCCCCUGCCUCCGUCCCCCGGCUGCCGUCCCGUCCUCACACAGGACGCAGGGCUCCCCCACGCCAGCUCCUCAGUCUCUGCCUGUGCUCCUUCCUGAACUACUUCUCCUUUGCUCUCCGAUCCGCUCACCAGUGCCUUCCAAGUCGAAUCUGUGUGUCCGGGACCUCGCAGUGCCUCUGUUUCUGAAUUAGGAUUACGGUGCUCAGGACUGACACACGCAUAACAUGGAUUUACUCUUGUUUAGCUGCGGUGCUGGCAAGAUUCUCAGCUUCUGUUUGUUGUUCAAGUGUGUGUUUCUGGCUGUAAACUAUUACUUAUUUUCAUGUAUAUCAGAGAUUUUUAUGAAUUUUUUUUCUCUUCUCUUUUCUCUCCUCCGGGGAAUCCCUUCCCCUUUCCAUAAACUGUGGCCUCUGUGUGGCUGUGCCCGUCUCUCCUCACCCUGCAGGGUUCU
Enhydra lutris kenyoni (northern sea otter) is the source of this 3211-nucleotide messenger RNA. RefSeq lists its product as uncharacterized. The record is from RefSeq and is a predicted model, not a curated record. NCBI's taxonomy places the organism in Eukaryota, Metazoa, Chordata, Mammalia, Carnivora, Mustelidae. The transcript has a single exon. Bases 619 to 1689 code for a protein of 356 amino acids.